CUGAAAACGGUAAAGAAAGCAAAAAUAAUUUCUGUGGUUUCGUUGUCGUUCGCUGUUUGAGCAAGUUUUAGCAACUCUAUGUAAAAGAAAUAUUGAUUAGCUUGCAAUUGGAAAUGAAUCCUCUAACAAAUGUGAAAAAUUUACAGAAGAUCAACGAAAAAGAGCUUGAACUAGGUCUUGUGGGAAAGAAAUCCUGGCAUGAUAAAUAUAAAGAAAGUGCUUGGAUUUUUGUUGGUGGAUUACCUUAUGAUUUGACUGAGGGAGAUGUUAUAUGUGUUUUCUCACAGUAUGGAGAAAUUGUUAAUAUCAAUAUAGUAAGAGAUAAAAAGACUGGAAAGAUCAAGGGAUAUGGAUUCCUGUGUUAUGAGGAUCAGAGAAGCACUAUCUUAGCAGUAGACAAUUUAAAUGGAGCAAAGGUGCUUGGAAGGACACUGCGAGUUGACCAUGUGGAGAAUUAUAAGCAGCCUAAGGAGUUUGGAGAUGAGGAUGAUAUUACAAAACAGAUGAGAUCAGAAGGAUGUGCACCCCAGUUACCUCAGUCAGACCAUAGUGAGAAAGAGGAAGACAAUUUUGUCGUACCUAUGAAAAAAGUUAAAAAAGAAAAGAAGUCAAAAAAGAAGAAAAAAGAAAAGAAAAAGAAACAUAAAAAAUCAGAGUCUUCAAGUGACAGUGAUAAUGAAGAAGAUACAGUAAAAAUUAAAAAAGAAAAACAUGAUAUAGAUUAUGAGAAAUCUUAUAACAAGGAACAGAAUAGAGGACCGCAAAAACAUUCUUUAGACAAUGAUUCAAAAAAAUCUAACAGAGAUUUUGAGACAUAUGGAAAUAGGUAUAACAAUAGAUAUGAAUCUAAAGACAAAUACCACUCAGACUUUCAAAAUGGCUCUAACAGAAAUAAUCCAGGUAGAUAUAGUGAGAAUGAUAGUAAUUACAAUAACAAACAGUCGUAUAACAGGGGAGACAAUUCUAGAGACUAUAGAAGAGAUAGGAGCAGGUCUCCAAAUAACAGAUCGUUUAAUAAAGGAAGAGACAUAAGUAAUUCACCACCAAGGAGACCAGCAAGGUCAAGAGACAAAAGUAAUUCUCCACCAAGGAGACCAGAAAGGUCAAGAGACAAAAGUAAUUCUCCACCAAGGAGACCAGAAAGGUCAAGAGACAUAAGUAAUUCUCCACCAAGGAGAAGAGAAAGGCCAAGAGACAGAAGUAAUUCACCACCAAGGAGACAAGAAAGGUCAAGGGACAGGAGUUAUUCUCCACCAAGGAGACAAGAAAGGUCAAGGGACAUAAGUAAUUCAUCACCAAGGAGACGAGAAAGGUCAAGAGAUAGAUAAUUGUAAACAUAGUAAAAAUAUUUUAUUGAGUAUUUCAUCAUCAAUUUAUCAAAUAAAUUUUAGUCAUA
Molecule: messenger RNA, 1396 nt
Organism: Mytilus trossulus (common blue mussel)
Lineage: Eukaryota; Metazoa; Mollusca; Bivalvia; Mytilida; Mytilidae
Product: RNA-binding motif protein, X-linked 2-like
Exons: 5
Coding region: 114-1328 (404 amino acids)
Biological process (GO): mRNA splicing, via spliceosome
Cellular component (GO): catalytic step 2 spliceosome; U2 snRNP; precatalytic spliceosome
Molecular function (GO): RNA binding
Source: RefSeq, a predicted model, not a curated record